GCUAACGUAAGCAUAAAUGAAUAACACCUGCAUGAAAUCACAGGUAAAUCUAUUAAGAAAUCUUCAUUUCGUACCAAUGGUAACUACAAAAUGGUGUGAGGAAGAUUCGUUUCAUAAUCCACCCUUAUAAAGUUCAAACAAGUAGCAACAGAAAUAUAGGAUUAAUAGAAAAACGCAACUUGGGAUUUUACAAAAUGAAAUUCUUUGAUAAGCUCUGCCUUUUACUUUUCCUCACAAAUGUGGACUCCCGACUGAAGGAGCAACAUCGGCCAUGCUCAUUCAAUCCUUUAUGCACAUGCUCCAAUGGAGGUCCAGAUUUAGGUUCCGUAUGCUGCCAUAACAUGCCAUUAAUGACUGUUCCAUCUCAAAUCAAUAAUUCUGCAAUUUACAUCAUGAGUCUUAAGGAUAACAAAUUGCGUUAUCUAGAAGAUAAUAGUUUAAAUGGAACUGGGCUCUGGAAACUUCAGAUUAACAACAAUCUGCUCACGGAUUUACCGCCCAACGCUUUAGCGGGACUCGAGAAAACAUUAUCGAUUCUAGAUUUGAGAAACAAUAACUUAAUACGAAUACCAAAAGAAGCAAUACAGAACUUAGAGAAACUAAGUAAUUUGAAUUUGGCUGAUAACAAAAUUGCCUUCUUACAAACAGAUGAUUUUCGCAAUUUGGGUACUAGUUUAAAAGUUUUAGAUUUAUCUGAAAACGCUCUAAUGCAAGUUCAAAAUGACGCAUUUCGUAAUAUGGUAUCUUUAGAACUUUUGAAUCUUGCACAUAACUCCAUAAUUUCAAUUGAUGAUAUAACGUUUCAUGGAGGGUUGAAUAAUUUAAAGCAUAUAAAUCUUAUGGGUAAUCAGCUUCAGCAAAUACCACUGAAUGCUCUGGCUAGUUUUAAAAAUAUUAAAACCGUAAACUUGAAUGAAAAUCUGAUUUCCACUAUAUCCGAAGGAAGGGAAAUAAGAAACCGCAUCUAUUUAGAUGAACUGCAUCUUGAACACAAUCUUAUAGAAGAAUUGACAGCAGAAAGCUUCAGACUUUUUAAUCAAGUAAACCGUAUCUUUUUGAAGGGCAAUCCAAUUACAACAAUUAAUGACACUUUUCUGACAGCCAAUACAACUGAAAUUUAUAUGCCUCAUUGUUCGAUAUCAGAAAUAACAAAAAAUGCAUUUUUUAGUUCAACACAUUCAUUGCAAGUUUUAGACCUUAGUUAUAAUAAAAUAAAAGAAUUUCCCUUUUUACCACUGACAAAGUUAAACAAAUUAUCACUUUCUGGAAAUUCUCUAAAAGAAGUUACGCCGGAAGAUAUUAAGUAUUGUGGGAAUCCAUUGAAAUAUCUAGAUAUUUCUGGAUUAAAGAUGAAUGGGUUGUCGCAAGAAAGCAUGAAAUAUUUACCAAACAUAAGAGAGUUAUCACUCAAUAAACCAACGCCAGUUAUCAAUACAGAAUACUUACAAGACAUUGGACCUUCAAUGGAAAAACUAUCUUUGACAAGAAGUUCAAUCAAAGUAAUUGAAAAUGGAGCAUUUCACAGACUAAGCGGAUUAAAAACAUUAGAUCUAUCCCAUAAUGUCAUAUCAAAAAUCGGAAAUACCACUUUCAGGGAUGUAAAGCAUUCAUUAGAAAAACUUGUUUUGCAUAAUGCUUUAAAAUUAACAUUAUUCCCAUAUAAAGUCUUAAAUUCUCUAUCAAAGUUGGAAUAUUUAGAUACGAGUAGCAAUCGUAUCCAAUAUUUAACACAGAAUUCUUUUUCGUCAUUUCAAAACUUGAGAUAUUUAAAUUUAAAUCAUAAUGAACUGAAAAAUCUAGAUCCGAAUAUAGUAAAUGAUAUGCAUAAUCCAAACCUCUCAUACCUGAAAGUAGCAUUUAACAAAAUUAGAGAACUAAAAACCCACAUAUUUCGAAAUUUGCGAAAUCUGAUUUAUUUGCAACUAAAUGAUAAUUUGAUUGACAACAUACACAAAUCUGCCUUUCUUGAUUUAGACUCGGUAAUGAUUAUUCGUCUAGAAGGGAAUUUGAUCAAAACCAUUGAUAAUGAAGCAUUCCAAAAUUUGCCCAAUAUUCAGUUAAUAAAUUUGGGAUAUAAUCAGCUAUCUUCUUUCAAUUUGGAAGCUUUUAACCAGGUAGGAAGAUUAUCAACUUUAAGGAUAGAUGUAGAUCACAACAACAUUCAGAAUUUAACAGGAAAUUAUACGGUUAUUCAUACUUCAAGCAACAUAAAGUAUCUCAAUUUUAGCUAUAACAAUAUAUCCUAUUUGGACACCAACUACUUAGAUCCAAUAAGGCUGUCACUUACAGUCUUAGACUUAAGCCAUAAUAAAUUGGUAAACUUAACUUCCCAGGCAUUUACAAAUCUGGCUCAUCUGCAGACCCUAAUACUUUCAAAUAACGAGAUUGAAAGCAUAGAAGAAGAAGAAUUUAAAGGUCUCCGAUCUAUACAAAUAUUAGAUUUAUCAAAAAAUAACUUAAAUACUCUACCAGAAAAUUUAUUUGAAAGACAAAAGCAAUUAAGAAUACUUUCAUUGGCAUACAAUGAGAUGGAACAGAUACCUGCAGAUAUUUUUAAAAAUACUAUAAUCGAGCAACUAGAUUUAUCAUUUAAUGACUUGCAAGAAUUUCCAGAAGAUUCAACAUUUCAUAUCAAAGAUACUCUGCAGUUAAUCGACUUAACUGGAAAUGCAAUAGAAUUCCUUAAUUUCAGCAAUAUAGCAUCAUUGCCAAAUUUACGGUAUCUGGACCUUUCCCGAAACACACUAACUCUACUUAGUUCAACAGAAGAAAUGCAACUACCACAUCUAAUGACCCUGGAUUUAUCUCACAACAUAAUAAAAGAAUUUCCAGCAUGGAUGAGUAACCAAUUACCCUCUAGUCUUGAGGAACUCAAUUUAGCGAAUACAAGUUUGAAAGAAAUUCCAGUGCUGACAUCGUCGUGUAACGUUUUAGUAUUGAACCUGAGUUCCAAUAAUAUACAAACGGUGGAACACGAGACAUGGGAACAACUAAAGAAAAUCCAAAUUUUGGACUUAUCUAAUAAUCUGUUGAUAAAUACAUACAACAACGUAUGGUCAAACCUGCAGUAUUUAAAAAGCUUGUAUUUGCAAAAGAAUCCAAUACAAAAAUUAUCAAACAAUAGCUUCACGAAUAUGGAAAGGUUGCAGGAGCUAUUUAUAAAAAAUUUGAAAUUGCAAGAAAUCGAUCAAGAUACGUUCCAUACACUGACAGCAUUGAAAAAGAUAGAACUAGAUACAUACACAGGAAGGAGUACCAAUGUAUCUCAACUGUUUCAUGGUAACCAAGGAAUUCAUGAAAUACAUUUGCAUGUACAAGAGAAUGGACUGGAUGGGAUUUUCAACGGAGAUCUUCCUAAAUCAUUAAAAUCUAUCAUUCUGGAAGGUGAUAAUUUAAAAUACUUCGACGAGUCAGUCUUUUCGAGCAUUCGAAGUCAUACUCUUAACCUGAAUAUUCGAAACUCAAACAUCACAAAAUUUCCACAGAAGGUUUUUGAAAAUAUGAAAGAAACAAAAAAUUUCACAGCAGCAUUUAUAAACAACAAGUUGCAUACGCUUGAAAAGCUAUACACAACAGAGGGAGAGGUACCAGAAAAGCACCUCAAACAUUUGAAGUUAUCUGGAAAUCAACUACACUGCAACUGUGACCUUUCCUGGAUAUGGGAGUGGAUAAAAGAAUAUGAAUAUGAAACUCAGUGUGAAGAAAUGAUAUGCGAAGAGACUUACUUGCACGAUUUGCGCGAAGCUGUAUGUGUUAACAUGAACAACAGAUCAAUUAUUACUGUAUUUAAAACAGAACUCGAUUGCUUCUCAAGCGGUACAUUAGCAAAACCUGCAAUUGGAAUAUUACUUCAUCUCUUCUUGAGCACUGCAUUUAUGCUAUUUUAUAACAUAGUGAUUGUUGCAUAAAACUGUAUCGCCUUUCCUCAGUAACUGCUUCUUAUAAAUCGAAUUAGAAAAUUCAUUGAAAAUUUUAAUAUCAAGCACUUAAAUAACAAUAUAGGAAUUUUAUAUUAACAUAAGUUGCAUAAUGUUACUUAUUAUGCUUGAUGUAAAUAUAAAUUUAAAAAUUCGCCUAAAAGUUACAUUAAAUUUUCUAAAAAACAGUGGAUAUUAGAAUGGAUAGUUACUGAAGUUAAUAAAAAUCAAUGUUAUUUAAUGUAAAUUUGAUGUGAUUUUGUAAUAUUUCAAUAUGUAACU
Messenger RNA from Argiope bruennichi, 4199 nucleotides. RefSeq names its product chaoptin-like. Gene Ontology annotation, molecular function: protein binding. Bases 195 to 3908 code for a protein of 1237 amino acids. The record is from RefSeq and is a predicted model, not a curated record. The transcript is spliced from 4 exons. Lineage: Eukaryota; Metazoa; Arthropoda; Arachnida; Araneae; Araneidae.